AUGCCCACGAAACGUCAGAAGACAGCGGGCGGAAUGGAUCCUAAAGACAAUCCUUACCUUGCUCAUUGGCACGACAAUGAAGCGAACGGGUACACAAAUGGCUCCUCGACCCCACCGAACCGCAGCGACGGACCCCUCGCCGACUUCCAGCGGCACAAGACCACCGCUGCCAUUAAGGUCGAGUCCCUCCUCGUUUCGCCCAUCUCGAAGGCUUCUGCUCAACAAAGACCUGGUUGUGCCGGUCGUACUCGGCCUAGAAAGUGUUUCCGGCUGUACACUGAAGGUGCCUUCAAAAAGGAGCUAAUCGAGCAAACUUACCCUGAGAUCCUCUGUUUCAAUCUCUCGUCUACCAUCCUGGAGCUGAAGAAACUCGGGAUUGACGACCUCGUGCACUUUGACUUGAUGGAUCCUCCUGCUCCGGAGACCUUGAUGCGAGCACUGGAGUUGAAUUAUCUCGCAUGUCUGGACGACGAUGGGAACUUGACAACCAUGGGCAGGCUCGCGUCCGAGUUCCCUCUAGAUCCGGCACUGGCAGUCAUGCUCAUCUCACCCGAAUUCUACUGUUCGAACGAGAUCUUGAGCUUGACCGCUUUGCUCUCCGUACCUCGGAUCUUUGUAAGACCUGCGCCGGUUUGA
Messenger RNA from Cladophialophora immunda, 636 nucleotides. Its product is annotated as pre-mRNA-splicing factor ATP-dependent RNA helicase PRP43. Bases 1 to 636 code for a protein of 211 amino acids. The transcript has a single exon. Gene Ontology annotation, cellular component: spliceosomal complex; intracellular anatomical structure. Gene Ontology annotation, molecular function: RNA binding. The record is from RefSeq and is a predicted model, not a curated record. Lineage: Eukaryota; Fungi; Ascomycota; Eurotiomycetes; Chaetothyriales; Herpotrichiellaceae.